GUCUUAGCAAUCCGAGCACAUGUUCUGGCACACAUGCCCACUUCUGUGUGUUGAACUCAAUGUCGCCGGAUAAGUUCAUGGAAACGCAUCUGCGAAUGGACGGCCCGUGUCAAGUGGCAAUUGGCGGUUACCUUUUCAAGGAGUGCCAGAACGUGCCUGCUACGGAUCAGACCCGACGGAUAUGGCUUGCGGUCCUGCUUGCCAUCAAGUUGUGGCAUGCAGUGGCACACGUUCUGAUGAUGAAGAUUAGCUUCAACAACCAGAUGAACGUGACCCCGGUCGUAGAUAAAAACAACAUCCCUACCACAGAUGAGAACGGGAACCCCGUCACUACGCUCAAGCCGUAUCUGAGCCCCGGAGGGCUGCUGAAAGGGGAAUCUGGGGAAGCUUUUGAGAUCGAGGUCUUCAAUGGGGUCAUACGGAAUGCGCGGACGAAAGGCCGAAAAUGGGUACUGUAUCUCUCCACUAUUUGGUUACUCACGCAAACACAUGCGUUGACUGUUGAGGACCACCACGGACGGCCACACCUGCUUCCCGUCCAAUGGGGCCGGGACUUGUUGACUCACACCUUUUGGACAACCGCGAACAACUCUCUUAUUCCGCAAGAACUAGGCACCGGCUUUGUGGAGGAGCUGAGAGUUGAGGACCAGGACCUCGUCCUCAUCGUCAACGGUGGUGGUAGCAAAGAAAUCGGCACACCAUUAACUCCCGCAGAAAUGAUUGCCCUCACGGACGCUGUGCCAGUCGAACCUGGCAGGGGAGCGACUCUUGAAAGCCGACUCCGUCGUUUGUCGAGUCGUCAGGAUCGUAACCCUUAUUAA
Messenger RNA from Fimicolochytrium jonesii, 821 nucleotides. RefSeq lists its product as uncharacterized. Bases 60 to 821 code for a protein of 253 amino acids. The record is from RefSeq and is a predicted model, not a curated record. Lineage: Eukaryota; Fungi; Chytridiomycota; Chytridiomycetes; Spizellomycetales; Powellomycetaceae. The transcript is spliced from 3 exons.